This is a messenger RNA of Peromyscus eremicus (cactus mouse), 4483 nucleotides long. It is a transcript of the gene Rtl6, whose product is annotated as retrotransposon Gag like 6. Lineage: Eukaryota; Metazoa; Chordata; Mammalia; Rodentia; Cricetidae. The transcript is spliced from 2 exons. Bases 506 to 1225 code for a protein of 239 amino acids. The record is from RefSeq and is a predicted model, not a curated record.
ACGCCGCCCGGCCCGGGCCAGCUCAGGUGCGGCCGCCCUUUGUUCUCCCGCAGGUAGUCGCGUGCCACCCGCGGACAUCGCCUUCACCCGCAGCCCGAGCUCCGGCAGGUGCAUCCCGCCAAGUCUGGGCAGCGCAGGUCAGCGCAUCCCGUAAGGCCUGGGCAGGUCCAGCCUAUGCAUCCUGCAAGGCCUGGGAAGGUUCAGCCCGCUCAUCUCAUAAGGCCUGGGCAGGUCCUACUCGCUCAUGCUGCAAGGCCUGGGUAGGUCCAGCCUGUACAUUCUGCAAGGGUUGAGCAGGUCCAGCUCGAACAUCCUUCAAGGCCUGGGCAGGUCCAGCCAGGGCCCCACACCUUGACCCUACAAAGCCUGCAGAAAGGAACUGCGCCCAGGACAGGACCAGUGGCCUCAGGCUUGCCCUCCUAGAUUCUGCCUGGGCGCACCUGCUUCAGCACCCAAGGCCUUUUGCUCUGGUUCUCCAGCUCUCUGUAGCUUAACCUUGGCCACCAUGGUCCAACCUCAGACCUCCAAAAACGAAAGCCCAGCCUCUGCCCCUGGUGCCAGCGCACAGAUGGAUGACGUGGUUGACACCCUGACCUCCCUGCGCCUCACCAACUCUGCGCUGAGGCGCGAGGCCUCCACGCUGAGGGCAGAGAAGGCCAAUCUUACCAACAUGCUGGAGAGCGUCAUGGCGGAGCUUACUCUGUUGCGCACCCGGGCGCGCAUCCCUGGCGCUCUGCAGAUCACUCCACCUAUCUCUGCCAUCACCUCCAAUGGGACCCGACCCAUGACCACGCCGCCCACCUCGCUGCCUGAACCCUUCUCGGGAGACCCCGGCCAGUUGGCGGGAUUCCUGAUGCAGAUGGACAGGUUCAUGAUCUUUCAAGCUUCCCGCUUCCCAGGUGAAGCCGAGAGAGUGGCCUUCCUGGUGUCCCGACUGACUGGGGAGGCCGAGAAGUGGGCCAUUCCCCACAUGCAGCCAGACAGCCCUUUGCGAAACAACUACCAGGGCUUUCUGGCCGAGCUGCGCAGAACCUACAAGUCUCCGCUGAGGCACUCACGGCGUGCACAAAUCCGGAAGACUUCGGCAUCCAAUAGGGCGGUGCGGGAGCGGCAGAUGUUGUGCCGCCAACUGGCCACAGCUGGCACAGGAGCCUGCCCGGUGCAUCCUGCCUCCAACGGGACCAGUCCGGCACCAGCCUUGCCCACCCGCAGCCGGAACCUUUAGGGAACCUGUGGCCACCCAGGUAGCUAGACUGUUGCUGAGAAGAAUUGUCGAUACAGUAGCAUUGUCCUGUGUGCAGGCAUCUUUCAUGCCUCUCUCCGUCUGUGGGAGGCCAUCCUGCCAUCCUCAUUGGUCAUCCACCCUGCUGUGCGUUUUGCUAGCUUUAUCUGCAGCUCAGUGCAUGUUCCCCCCAUGUUCCCUCUGUUGCUUGCAAUCCCAGCUUCUCUAGUAAUCACAACACAGCCCCUUGGACAUGUGCCUGCCUAGGAACCAUUUAGGCUGACCACCUCUGUGGGCUCGGCUAGUGGACAUUCAGCUUCUGUGCCCUCCCUACAAGCACCCUGGCGAUCCCCUUCCUGGUCACUCUGGUCUUGCUGAUGAGUUCUGAAUAGAAAGAAACCAGCUUGGCUCUGAAGGUGGCUGAUGUAUACCUGAACCAGCCUGCCCACAUCUGGUCCCUUUGCAAGGUAGUCAGGUAGUCAGUCACUCUGCAUUCCAGGGAUCCUUUCCUCUCUGGGGGAGCCUGCGUUCCAGCAUACCCCACCGCUGUUGCUGGGAACAUCUGGUCCUUCGCAGACGUUCCUUCUGCCUCUCCUGUCCGCAGGAGACUCAUCCAUACCUGUCUGCGACUGCCAGUGUCUUGAUGGCAUCAGGGAAAUCUAGCAUUCGUCUACCAAGUUAAUCAUGGACCUGGGACCCUGGGCAGUUCCGUCAGGCUGCCUAGGCAACAUCCAUGCGUCAGCCAUAGCAGACUGAGGGGGACCUGGGGACCCCAUUUGCUGCCUGGAUUUCUGUUGAGAGGCUCACAGGUGUCUGCUCCUUUCUGCCCAUGUGGCUCCAUGGUGGCCUUGUCUAACCACAGGCCCUUUUCUACCCAGGGGCCAUGUGGCUUUCACCUCAGCCUUUCAGCCGCCCACACCAUCUCUAGAGGUCCAAGGAACCCACCAACAUAUACCCUCUCUGUGCCUAGGCCUAAUGUCUAGCCUCUGUCCAAGAACAAAAGACUGGCUGGGGGCCAAUUCCUCUCAGAAGCAUCGGGCACCUUCGGUAGUGGGUGUUGGCCUCUUGCUGCCCCAGUUUGAAGAACUGGUGAAGAGCAGCCAAUGGCUUUGGUCCUCAUAUGGACACACAUUGCAGUUCUGAGGAACAAAACAUUGACUUCUUCACAGAAGGAUGCCUGGAGAUGGUAUUCAGACUCAGCCGAGCUCCUGGACAGUGACAUCUGUCACAUUUCAACGCCAGAUGAACUGUUUACAUGCCCACUUGGCCCCUUGGGGGAGAUGGGUGCCUCUCCUGGGUUCUCCUGCCCUCCUCUGCAUGGUCUUAGCUUGACCACAAAAAACCUCACCUCUGCACCCACCCAAACACAUUUCUCCCCUCUUGGGAGUCCAGAGGCUGGGGCCUGGAACCUGGCCUCUUUCAGAGACUUCCUCCAUCAUUGGGAAAAGUGACUGAUUCCAAAGCAGGCGCCCUUGCAAGGCCAGGAAUCUUCAAUGCUCGCUGGCCUCACAGCCCACGGCCACCUGCUUCUUGUUAACUCUGUUAGCCCAGUAGCCUUGCUGAAGACCCUGGACCAAGGCACCCUGCUGGCACCGUGGUGCUUCAUGAGCAAGUGGAAGACUCCCUGGGGGUUCCACUGAGGGUGCUCACCGGUCCCCAAGAGCUGAGUCUCAGGACCUUCCAGUAGAGGGGCCCCCCCAGUGAAGCUACAGCGUCACCAGAGAAGCAGGGAGGUGUCUGUGGAGGCAAGAGACACCUGGAAGGUUUCUUUGUGGCCUUCUCGAUCAGGAUUGGAGACCCACUGGGAGGGCAUGCCCCCUACCCUGGCUCCUUGGACCACCGGGUGCUGUAUUGGCUUUAUGUCCCACUCCAGAGUCCUCGGCUGGUGGUGCUGGAGACAGAGCCAAGCAGGCCAGCUGUCUCCCUGUGUGGCUUCACCGUCUCCCUUUGCCAUCUGGGCUGACUCACCUGGGUCGCUCUGCUGCAGUGGGUCCACGCUGCUGCUCUGGUGGCAUUGGCUUGGUGAUUGUGUUUUGUUGUCGCCCCCCCCCUCCCCGUGCUUGUGUUUAUGCAAACGGGGGGCAGUGCUGCCCUGUAUUUAGAACCAUCUCGAUAGCUCUCUGUGGCUUGGAGCCUGGAGCACAUGAGAGAGGGUUGAGGCUUGCCCUCCACCUUGGACCUGGAAGAGCCGCUUUGGAUCUGUUCCUGAGGAGCCCAUGGCGGCUCUAUCGGAGGGCAUGGUUAGUCCCUAGCCAAAAUGAUGAGAUGCAAGGCCCAUGCAGCUCCCGAGGGAGACCUGGAUAACUGGGCAUCAAGCUGAGGAAGAGGGGGAGGGGAGGGCAGCUUUGUACAUAUCCCAAGGUUGUAGUUUCUUGAGCUCAGAAGAGAGCAGGGAGAGGGGGACGGAGGAGUUGCUGUACGAAGGAGUGGCAUUUCUCUCGGCAUUGACUGUUGCAGCAGUACUGCGCCUGCUCCCCAGACUCUGUGAUGCCCAUCUGAGCAUUUAGUGACUUUGAGGAAACAGCAAAGACCCAUCUCGUUGGCCCCAGCUGAGUACGUGACGGGCGUGAAUGCUGCAUGAUAGUACAUUUGGGUUGGCCCGAGACAGGUGCCUGUUGUUGCAGAGGACAGAGCCACUACUGGAUGAGCAUGCCCUGAGCAUCCGCCUGCAGGGGAGUGAAUGGAGGUGGGGAAGCUGGCUGGGGCUGAGGGUGACUUAGGGGGCAAGCCUGGGGCUUGGCUGGAGCACGCUGGGGACAGGGCAUCAGGUGGCAGGGCUCUGCAGUGUAACAUGCAUGAUAAGUCCAUUCUGUUGCCCUUUGCCCCAUCCAGUGCCACCAACAGCUGGACCACAGCGUCCCAUUCUCCAUGGCAGCACACAUCAAGAAGCUUAGGGGACCAGGGAGAGGAAAGGACAUGGUCAAAUUCAGUGCUUUGAGGCUUCCUUCCUGUCCCUGGCCCCAUCUUUCUUUGCCUCUUACACACCCAUGGACCCCCACCGAGCACAUACGACACAGCUGUUCCCAUGUGCCACCAACCUUACUCUGAAUGGCUCUGAACUCUCCCCUCAGGCGGAGGGACAGUGCUGUGUACCAGCAGAAAUUUGUGUCAGGUUUUCCUCUGAGGGCCAAGUUACUCCCUUGGGGUAGACUCUCAAAGGUGGGAUUGUUGGAUUAACGAAUACGGGGCCCUCUGAGACUUUUAUUGUCUCCUGACAAAACGGUUUCCAGAAAUUUCUGUGUCCAUUACACUGCCAGCAGC